GUCACAAUAUAACCAAAAAAUUUGUUGUGCAAUUUGUUUUCAUUUUUGUUGCCGUCUUUAUUCCCGAUUUAUCGAAAUGGCAGCAAUAAUUACACAUUUGCUUCGACGAGCACCAACACUGUAUCCGACUAGAGUUAUUGUGUUCAACUACAGACGAAGUCACCAAAUCGAAAGCAAUGUUUCAUCUCUUCAAAAUACGGAGCGCUCAGCUGAAAACACCAGCGAAACAUCCAAUGCAAAGCCGGUUAACCUGACAAAACUGAUGGACUACCUAUCUCUGGAUGCCAGUAACCUGCAGCGUGUCAAUUACAAACUAUUGCAUAAUGUCAUCAACUCAGCUGUGAAAGAGUAUGUGUCGCCAAGUGAAGGCGCUUUCCUAUUGGAAUGUUGCACAAUGCUGCCCGACAUGGACAAGCAGGACAAAUCGAAACUCAUCGACACCAUUUGGAAUGAAGGAAUUUUGAAAAGCGGCCAACCAAGUAAGGAGCAAAUUAUCGCACUGUUACGUGCGUACAAAGUCAUCGGUCGAACCAUUGAGGAUUUCAAUGCAUUCUUAACUCAACAUAAUUGUGAUGGAGAUGUGGAAGUGUACGAAGAGUUUCUGCAUUUGGUGUGCGAAAAUGGGACAGAUUGCGAUGGAAUCGUCAAAGUGUUAUCGGACAUAAAGAACCGAGGGUUUCCGUUGACAGAGAAUCUAUUCAAUGCGCUGAUAUUGGGUCAUUCACAGAAUAAGAGUGUGGUGAACUGUGAAAAGGUCUUAGAGACCAUGGUGUCGGCCAAUCUACCUCCUUCAUCUGAAACGUAUACGUAUCUGUUACGAGCCUACAUAGAAAAUGGCGACGUCGCGAAGGCUACCAAAGUACUGUCUGAGCAUGGCGGUACAUUCAGUCAAGAGCAAUCAUUCUUAAUAAUCAGAACGGCAGCCGUUAAUGACUGCAUUGAUUUGGUACGAAAAGCAAUGAAACUAUUGCCAGUCGACACGUUACUUAAUAAGAACGUGGUUCCUGGACUCCGUAACAUUUGCACCGAACUUAUAAACAUGGACAAAGUUGAGGUGGCUUACUCCAUCAUCGACAAUUUACAAAAAAUCAAAUUCACCGACGGCGAGAGUACAGAUUCGUUUGGCAUGUUCUUCAUCAACGAAAUGGUUCGUCACAAUGAUGACUGGCGGAAAAUUAUUCAAAUCGCUCAGAGACUCGUCGACUCAGACCGCAACAAACGAGCAGUGCACUGUUGCUGCGAAUUGAUGUUAAGAUCAAAUUCACCGAAUUCGUUGGAUUGCCUCAAAUAUCUGAAUGGAAUAGAGCCACUGCGCCCGCAUUACUUUUGGCCAAUAUUUCUACAGCAACACCGUGUGAGCGGAGAGACUGGCAUACUGAUUGUGUUGAAGGAAAUGAAAAACCUGAACGUUCCGGUAGAUGAAGAAACACUCAUUCACUACGUGCUGCCGAAGCUUAAGAUUACCAUGAAAAACGCAAAACAAGGACUCAAAACACUUUGCGACGAAGGUGUUCCCAUUAAUGUGCUACUGACCCCAGCCUUGUGCCAGUUACUUUACCAAUUAGAAGUGAACGGAGCUUUAGAUAUAUUGAGGGCACACAAGACGAAAGUUGACGGUGACCAACUUCUCGGCUUUUUGAUUUCGACUGUAAGGAAAUUAAACGCAAAAUCUCCGAUCACUGCGUUCGCCCAAUUGGUUCACACAAUCAGAACGAGAAUGCAAAAAGAUGAUUGUGACUUGGUCGGGCGAAUAUUGAUCGAAUCUAUUGCCAGGAACGGCAGGACUAUCGAUGCAUCGGUAUUUGUAUCACUUUUGAAUGAGUUCCACGCAAUCGGAAUUAAAAUUCCCACCGUCACAUACGAUCAGUUGCUAGUGCAUGUCCGAAAUAAUCUACCAGUUGAGUCCCAUAAGAAGGCUACGGUGCUGCUGCAAAAAAUGUUAGACAAAACAAUUGAAACGCCACCGGCGCAAACCGGCAUGGUGAAACAUCCUCGAGAUAUGACUGUAGCCGAACUGGAAUGCCAUUUGAUUGAACUGCAAUCGAAGAAUUUGAAUUGUCGGGGUGUUCUUCGACGACUGCUGCAACUACUGGUGCGUACGGGAAAAUACGACCGAGCACUGGAAGUCAAUCAAUUGUGCAAAGAGAAUAAAGUCGAAUGCAGUCCGGGGAUGUUAGGCAGUGUAAUGGAGUUGAUGGUUCACACAAAGAAUUUAAGCGAAGCUGAGAAAACUUUCAAACAGCUGAAGAAAAUGCAUCCCUCGUUUCCCAUUGACGAAUUCAAAGUAAUCGAUUUGGCUUCGUUGAUGAUCGAAAAUGAGCGCAUCGAACCGGCGAGGAAAAUUUUACAAGAUCGUGCUAAGUCAAACCUUAAAGGUGGCACACAUUGCCAUAAGAACAUUUGGGCUCUGCUGACGAAUGUAGCGACGGUCAGUGCAAAAACCGGUUCAUCAGUUAAUCAAUCCGACGAAUUCCUUCAAUUUCUCAUGAAGCUCGGCUACUGUAGCUUUCACAACACACUGGGAGGUCCGAUCAUCAAGGAAUACUUACUGAAAAAUGAAAUAUCCAAAGCGGUGACGGAAUUCGAAAAACUUGUCGCGAAAUAUAAGAAAACGCCGAUGCACUUUGAGUUGAUGACCACAUUGAUUGAACUGUCGAAUCGGGAGGAUGGCAACGGUCCAAUUUCACCAGUCGAAGCGAAAGAGAUGCUGGGCAAACUUGCACGAACUGUGGUGUCCGUACAUGGAACACGGAAUGCUAACGUAUCGUUGAUAGUCGCUGUGGCCAAAGCCGGUACUGAAGGUCAACUGCGCAAACUGCUAAUGGAUCCGAAAUUGGAUUUCAAUGCGGAAUUGCUGAUGAAACAAUGCGAAUAUCUCGGCUCAGUCAGUGCUGAAGCGACACUCUUCAAAUUGGCUAAAUGCAGUCGAGGCUUGAUGGGCCGUCUGUCCAGUGCGUUUAAGGAAGAAGAUUUGUAUAAUCUACUGUUGAAUGAAUACGUUAAGGAAAAUAAUUUCUCGGGCGCGUUGUCACUGUUCGAACGGAUGGCUGAAGACGAGGACAUCCGAUUGACAAAGGACUUCACGAGAAAAGUGGUCGAUUUGUUUGAGAAAAACAAUUUGGAAUUGCCGACAGUGUUGCAGAUGCACUUGAGGAGGUCGUAGACAUGAUGGUAUGAGUAUAUAGUUGAAAGAACGCUGCGUGGCUUAAAGUAUACAAAGAAUUUUUAAUUCGUCUAACUGUUACAAAACAAACGUUUUAAAAACAUCGUCCUAGCAAGUCCUAGCACGGCGAACGUUGUACACCGCCAAGUUGUAUCAUUAAAUUCGUUAUUUUAGAUGAUCGAAUAAAAAUAAUGUAAAAUGUU
Molecule: messenger RNA, 3366 nt
Organism: Bradysia coprophila
Lineage: Eukaryota; Metazoa; Arthropoda; Insecta; Diptera; Sciaridae
Gene: Lrpprc2
Product: Leucine-rich pentatricopeptide repeat containing 2
Biological process (GO): regulation of mitochondrial translation
Cellular component (GO): mitochondrion; nucleus
Molecular function (GO): protein binding; mRNA 3'-UTR binding
Source: RefSeq, a predicted model, not a curated record